This is a messenger RNA of Aspergillus neoniger CBS 115656, 9149 nucleotides long. RefSeq names its product putative polyketide synthase. Gene Ontology annotation, molecular function: oxidoreductase activity, acting on NAD(P)H; phosphopantetheine binding; 3-oxoacyl-[acyl-carrier-protein] synthase activity. NCBI's taxonomy places the organism in Eukaryota, Fungi, Ascomycota, Eurotiomycetes, Eurotiales, Aspergillaceae. Bases 1 to 8874 code for a protein of 2957 amino acids. Gene Ontology annotation, biological process: secondary metabolite biosynthetic process; fatty acid biosynthetic process. The record is from RefSeq and is a predicted model, not a curated record. The transcript is spliced from 7 exons.
AUGCCCCCGACGCAAACCGCGAUCGUCGGCAUGCCCUCCGGGUUUCUCGGAAUCAGCCAUGAGACCAAGGUCCCAGAAUUGGAGGACGAUAUGAUCCUUGUGCGGAACGAAGCAGUGGGAUUGAAUCCGAUCGACACCAAGCUUGUGGGAAAGCUGUUCACUGUUAAUGCCAUCGCCGGCAUGGACUUUGCCGGCACGAUUGUGGCUCUAGGGAGCAAAGUGACGACUGCGGCCGACCUCCAAGUUGGGGACCGCGUCUGUGGGGCGGUGAUGGGUAUGCACUCCUUGACCCCUACGGUGGGCGCCUUCGCGCAAUAUGUAGGCGCCAGUGAUGUCGUGACCCUCAAAAUCCCCCCUGACAUGUCUUUCGAAGCUGGCGCCUCGAUGGGCACUGCCAUCGGGACCAUCGGGCUGGCCCUCUUCACGUCGCUCGCCCUUCCCGGCAGUCCACUGCAUCCGGUCCAGACUCCCAUGACCGUGUUGGUGUAUGGUGGGAGUACAGCCACGGGGACGAUGGCCAUCCAAAUCUUGAAACUAUCCGGGUAUCGGCCCAUCGCGACGUGCUCGCCGCGGAACUUCAAUCUGGUUCGGUCGUACGGGGCUGACGCGGUGUUCGAUUACAAGGCGCCUCACUGUGUCACAGAUAUCCGGGCGUCGACCAAGAACGGGCUCAAGUAUGUCUUGGACUGCAUCUCCGAGCCCGAGACUAUGGCGUUCUGCUACAAGUGCCUGGGCCGGUCGGGCGGCAAGUAUACUGGGCUGGAACCCUACCCGGCAUCUCUGCAUACACGCCCCACGGUCCAGCCGGAUUGGGUGCUGGGGCCGACGCUGCUGGGAAAGCCUAUCGGGUGGGCAGCGCCCUUUGCCCGGGAGGGAUGUUCGGAAACGCGAAGGUUCGCACUUGAAUGGUUUACGAUUGCCCAGAAGCUCUUGGAUGAGGGCCUCUUGAAGACGCAUCCCAUUCAGCGCAUGGAAGGGGGCUUCGAGGGAGUUUUGGCGGGACUGGAGCUCCUACGUUCAAAAAAGGUCUCCGGUAAGAAGCUGGUUUAUACCGUUUCCUCCAACAAAGGAAUUUACGGUCUGGUAUAUAUGCUCAGUCACACUGUGGUCCUUAGGGAGCAGGAAAGUGCCACCAUCCUGCUACAGGCAAAAGAAAAACAGCUAGUUCCAUUCAAUAUGACAUCUGUGCCUCAUCCUGAGCCCAUCGCCAUUGUGGGCAUGGGGUGCCGCUUCCCUGGCGAGUCAAGCUCGCCGUCCAAAUUUUGGGAUCUUCUGCACGAUCCGCGAGAUGUCUCGCAGGAGAUUCCGGGCGAUCGCUUCAACUCGCAGAGGUUCUAUCAUGCGGAUGGGAAACAUCACGGAACUACCAAUGUUCGACGGUCCUACUUUCUCUCUGAGGACAUCCGCCAUUUUGAUACCCAAUUCUUUGGUAUCGCCCCAGCCGAAGCCGAAGCGAUGGACCCCCAGCAUCGUCUGCUACUGGAGGUUGUAUAUGAAGCCUUGGAGUCUUCCGGAACGUCAAUCGCCAAGCUUACCGAUUCCGACACCGCAGUAUAUGUCGGCCUGAUGUGCAGCGAUUACUAUGUUCUACAAGCCCAUGACUUGAACACGAUUCCGACAUAUAACGCGACAGGGGUAGCCAACAGCAACGCCUCUAGCCGGAUCUCCUACUUUUUUGACUGGCACGGGCCAUCUAUGACGAUUGAUACUGCGUGUUCCUCGAGUCUCGUCGCUCUUCACGAAGCGGUCCAGACGUUGCGCUCCAAGCGUUCUCGGGUUGCCUUCGCUGCGGGGACCAAUCUCCUGUUAUCGCCUCUGCCCUACGUUUCGGAAAGUAAACUCAACAUGCUGUCCCCGACAGGCCGUUCGCGCAUGUGGGACGCGGAUGCGGAUGGGUAUGCCCGUGGAGAAGGUGUUGCCGCAGUCAUGCUCAAGUCUCUCAGCGCCGCAAUCCAGGACGGGGACCGGAUCGAGGGUGUGAUCCGCGAGACGGGCGUCAAUCAGGAUGGCCGCACCAAAGGGAUCACGAUGCCCAGCGCCGUCGCGCAGGCCGCGCUCAUCAGAGACACGUAUGCCCGCGCCGGCCUGGAUCCAACUAAGCCACAAGAUCGCUGUCAGUAUUUCGAAGCCCACGGCACGGGCACACCCGCCGGUGACCCCCAGGAGGCUGAGGCCCUGAGCCAAGCCUUUUACUCGGGGGCAGAGAGGGUGGAGAGCGACAAUCCGCAGUCUGCCAUGCUGGUCGGCUCGGUGAAGACGGUGAUCGGCCACACGGAGGGGACGGCUGGCCUUGCGGGGCUCAUCAAAGUGUGCUUGGCCCUGAAGCACGGCGUUGUGCCACCGAACAUGCUCUUCAGUCGCCUCAACCCCGCAUUGGAGCCCUUUGUGGCGAAUCUGCGUAUCCCGACGAGGCCUCAAGCCUGGCCCGCUCUGCCGGAUACGCAUCCCCGGAGAGCCAGUGUGAACAGCUUCGGGUUUGGUGGGACGAAUGCACAUGCUAUCCUCGAGAACUAUGAAGAGAUACGCCCUAAAUGUCUUGACAGAGCACCAACUACGCAUGACCAACCAGCCGUUUCCGUCAUUCCACACGCUUUCUCUGCUGCGUCCAAGGGCUCUCUUCUAGCCCUUUUGAGAUCGUAUCUGUCUUAUCUCGAGCGGAACGCGGAGGUCGAUCUGAAGAACCUUGCUCACACCUUGAUCACGAAAAGGUCAUCUCUGGGAGUCAGAGUUGCAUUAGCAGCGACAACUCAAAAUCAGCUGCGGGAGGGGAUCAGUUCAGUACUGCAGCAGGCUGCAGAGGGAAAUGAUAGCUCUCUUGGAUCGUACUCCUCCGCUCGCAAACCUUCUAUCCUUGGUGUCUUCACUGGACAGGGCGCACAGUGGGCCGCGAUGGGAAAGCAACUUAUCAACCGCGUGCCAAGGGCUAUGGCAUUGGUAGAGAGAUUGGACAGAUCACUCGGUGCUUUGCCGGAAGAAUACAUGCCACGGUGGAGCUUGGUCAGGGAGCUCUUGGUGGAUGGGAGCUCCCGCGUCCAACAAGCAGAGAUAUCGCAACCGCUCUGCACGGCAGUGCAGGUCUUACUUGUGGACCUGCUUUCCGCUGCUGGGAUUAGGUUCAGUGCGGUUGUCGGUCACUCGUCAGGCGAGAUUACCGCUGCGUAUGCCGCGGGCUUCAUCUCUGCGGACGACGCCAUCCGCAUAGCUUACCUCCGGGGUCAUUUUGCAAAGUCGGCUUGUGGACCUAACGGAGAAAACGGCAGGAUGAUGGCAGUUGGGACUUCAAUCGCUGACGCAAAGGAUCUCUGCGAUCUAGACGACUUUCGAGGGCGGAUUUGUAUUGCCGCUCAUAAUUCGCCGGAUAGUGUGACACUUUCGGGCGACGAGGAGGCCAUUCAUCAUGCUAAAAAGGUUUUCGACGAGGAAGGAAAAUUUACUCGAAUCUUGAAGGUUGACACUGCAUAUCACUCACACCAUUUGAGCUCGGUCAAGGAGGCCUACCUUGCUGCUUUGCAGGAUCAACAAAUACAGAUCUAUGCCCCCAAUGCGGAUGCUCCACAGUGGUACUCCAGUGUGCAUGCAGGCCACGUGGUCAAUAUCCAUGAUAAACUAGAGGAUAAGUAUUGGGUUGAGAACAUGCGAAAUACUGUUCAAUUUGCGACCGCCGUCGAAAAAUGUGUGGAGGGCUUUUCUCAGAAGUCUCUGGACUACAUUGUCGAGGUUGGCCCUCAUCCCGCCUUGAUGGGACCAGUCAGAGAAACAAUCCGGCAAACAACCGGGAAAGACGUGCCUUAUACAGGUACAUUGCGACGCGGUAUGGAUGACAUAAUCGCAUAUCAAACUAUCCUUGCAUCCUUGUGGACAGCAUUUGGUGAUCAUGCAGUGGACCUGGCAGGAUUAGAGCAGGAAAUCUACCAGCCGGACAGUUUCCAGAACCUGGAAGACCUACCUCAGUACGCAUGGAGCCAUGAUCGUUUGCUCUGGGCCGAAUCGCGCUCGACCAAGCUCUUCCGUACCCUACCUGGUGGCUUUCACGACCUGCUGGGUGUCCGCACCGAAGACAGCACCGAGAAUGAAUGGAGGUGGCGGAACGUGCUCAAAACCCAGGAGCUACCAUGGCUUUCUUGCCAUGCUCUGCAAGGGCAAACAGUCUUCCCUGGAACUGGGUAUAUUGCUCUUGCCAUGGAGGCUGCCUUGCAGAUUGCGCAGGACCGCCAGGUCCAGCUGAUUGAGCUCCGUGAUCUGAAGAUCCGAAAGGCGAUUGCGAUCAACGAUCACCUCGGGACGGACCUCGUAGUGACCCUGACCAACAUUUCCAGGGCACCAGAAGGAGAGGACGACGUUAUUGAGGCCAGAUACAACACAUACUCCGCGAGCAACAAGGACUCGGCCUCGAUGACGUUGAACACCUCGGGCGACGUCCGUAUCAUUCUCGGCAGCCCGCAAACUGAUCUUUUCCCGCCACGAACUCCGCCCAAAGCACCUUUGUCGGCCCUGGAUAUCGACCGUUUCUACUCGGCCAUGCGGAAUGACCUAGGAUACAUGUAUGAUGGUCCAUUCCGGGGGUUGACGAAGCUGGCACGUCGCCUAGGGCAUUCAAGCGGUGCGAUUACCAACCCAUGCACGGGCCCCGAUGAGACCCAGCUUCUCUUCCAUCCCGGAAUGCUGGAUAAUGCUCUUCAAGGCCUCUUUGCUGCGUAUAGUGCCCCGGGUGACGGGCGCUUAUGGUCAAUGCGCGCGCCAACUGCAUGUCGACGGAUCACGCUCAAUCCAUCACGGUGCGGACCGCACAUGACUUCGGAGGUGGCAUUUGAUUGCACGGUGACUGAUCCUCGGGAUGAUUUCAUCACGGGGGAUGUGGAUGUCUAUUCUGCCGAUUUUGACAGCAAGAUCAUCGAGUUUGAAGGACUGAGUUUCUCCCCCUUCGCAGCGGCCAGUGAGCAGAACGAUCGCUGUCUUUUCCAACAAUGUGUCGAAUACGUCGACCAACCCGACGGCGGGUUGGUUUUGGGGGAUAGGCAGCCAAGCGCACCGGAGCGACAAAAGGCGUUGGACGCUGAACGCGUAGCGUUCUACUAUCUGAAGAGCCUUCAUCAGGCUGUCGAUCUGGACCUGCGCCUGGAUUUGCCUUGGUACCGCCAGUCCCUCCUCGACAAUGCCUCGAGGGUCGUUGGUCUUGUUCGCGACGGCGCUCAUCCUUAUGCUCCACAGUCAUGGUUGAAUGAUAGUGAAGACGAUAUCCAGGCGAUAAUAAGAGGAUACGGCGAGCAAGACCCUGACUUCAAUCUCACGAGGGCUGUCGGAGAGAACCUUCCGCGCCCAUCCGUGCUUACAGGCGAGACCAACAUUCUCGAGUACAUGACGCAGAACAAUUAUUUGGACAAUUACUAUACGCAUGCUAUCGGAUUUGACUGGCUGAACGAGUUGAUCUCCGGAACAAUACUCCAGCUGACAUGCAAGUUCCCUCACAUGAAGAUUUGCGAGAUUGGUGCUGGCACGGGCGGUGCCACACAAGCGAUCCUAGAAAAGGUGGGCGACGCGUUUGCAUCAUAUACGUAUACCGACAUCUCGAGUGGCUUCUUCGAAAAGGCGCAGAGCAGGUUUCAGAGGUUCAGCAGCCGCCUAAACUACAAGGUCCUGGACAUAGAGCGCGACCCGACAACUCAGGGAUUCGAAGAACACUCUUACGAUCUGGUGCUGGCUGCCAACGUUCUUCACGCUACUGCCUGCUUGGAGCACACCCUCCACAAUGUUCGAAAGCUCCUCCGGCCCGGCGGGUUCUUGGUUCUCAUGGAAAUCGUCGGGAACGAUGUUUUCCGCAUUGGAUUGGUGAUGGGUGGACUGCCCGGAUGGUGGGUGGGCAAAGACGAUGGCCGACGCUAUGCGCCGACGGUCACGCUCGAGCAGUGGGACUCGCUCUUCCGGACCACGGAGUUCUCUGGCAUCGAGACUUACACCCCUAUGCCCGACAAGGUCCAGAUGCCUGGAUCGGUGUUCGUGACGCAGGCGGUCGACGCCACUCUGAGCAAACUUCGAGAACCCCAGCAUUUUCCACGGACUUCCGCUGCGUCGAGCGACCUGGUGAUUUUGGGCGGCUCGCGCGACAGCACCUCCCGCCUUGUUCAGGUCUUGGUGCCGCUUCUAGAGCCAUUUUUCAAACAUGUUAUUACAAUCCGGGAUUUGAAACACCUUCCGACUAUACCACCAAGGGCCUUCGCAUUGAGCCUCCUGGACUGUGAUGGCUUGCUUUUUGAAAGGCUGGAUGAACCACUUUGGCAGAGCUUCAAGACCCUGGUUUUGUCUCUAUCUGGCCUAUUGUGGGUGACCACUGGCAGUCGCCUGGAGAGGCCUUACGCCGGAAUUGCCCUUGGUCUGCUGCGCUCUCUCGUAUACGAAAUACCAGAAACCAAGAUUCAAUCUUUGGACGUUGACGAUGUGUCAGAUGAAGGGACUUCAGCAGUCAUCGCACGGCUCCUGCUCCAGAUGCAGUUCCAUUCCGCAAUGCCGAAGGAGAAGCAGGAGGCGAUCCUUUGGACUCCAGAGCCAGAAUUGAUCCUUGCCAAGAACAGGCUGCACAUGGUUCGUGUGCAACCUCAGGCCGAGCAGAAUGACCGAUACAAUUCGUUCCGUCGACCGAUUAUGAGAGAAACUACCCUGGGAACCAAUGAUCUCCGGCUUGAAUAUGAUGGGGGCGCCUACGUGCUUCGGGAGAAGCACGAUGCUCCCGAGCCUCACAAAGACUACCGUACGGUUCAGGUCGAGUAUUCGCUUCUCUCUGCAAUCAAAGCCAAUGAUGGCUAUUACUUCCUGUGCCUUGGAAUCUGCCAGGGUACAUGCGAGAAGGUUCUGUGCUUGUCCACCGAUAAUUCCUCCAUUGUCACUGUGCCGCAGUCAAUGCUGGUCACCGUAGACAACAACGACCUUAUCGACGCGCAAUUCAUGUCGUUUGUGGUUGCUGAUCUUGUUCGCCAGCAUAUCCUGAGAUUGAGGCCCGCUGCGGGUACACUGCUCAUUCACGAGCCCGACCCUGGCCUUGCGUCUUUGCUGUCUGGUCGAACGGUUGUCGAGGGUCAGUCGAUUGUGUUCACAACAUGCAAGCCAAGUAAUGCGAAGAGAAGAAACUGGAUCUAUGUACACGAAAGAACUCCUGCGCGCAUUAUUGAUGCACUUAUUCCGCGCGACGUUGCGUUGAUUAUCGAUCUAUCUUCCACUGCUGCGUCCAAGUAUGGACUUGGGACCAGAAUUGCCUCAUUGCGACCUCAGGCCGGCCAGAAACUUGGCUUUUCUAAUCUUGUCCGCAGCACGGCAUCACCAAUGUCAAUUCCUGUCCCUGAGAGCGUUGGGCUGCUUCUUGAACGAGUCUCGGCGUUUGAACAGUCCCAACUGAAUGGAGUUCCAGACGGUGCGCCACUCGACACUCUCACUGUUGGAGAAGCCGUGACAAAGCAGCCCUCAGAGUCAAGCCUAGUGUUGAUUCAAUGGGACCCACAUCAGUCCGUUUCGGUCUUAGUGGAGCCAAUCACCGUGAGGAAUGACCUCUUCCAGGGUGAUAGGACCUACUGGUUGGCGGGCCUGGCGGGAGACAUGGGGCAGUCCCUGGCUGAUUUCAUGAUCCAACGCGGUGCGAGGCACAUCGCUCUCAGUAGCCGCAACCCGAUAGUCUGCCCUGAAUGGCAGAAGUUGUGUCAAGCCCGUGGAGCGCACAUCGAGUACUUUACAUGUGACCUGACCCGGUAUGCGUCAGUUCAAUCGACACUCAGCGCGAUCGAAAGCAAGAUGCCCCGGAUUGCCGGCGUUGCUAAUGGUGCCCUUGUGCUUCGCGACACUCCCGUGGCGACGAUGUCCUUCGAUGACCUCCACACGGUCCUGAAACCCAAGGUGGACGGCACCGUGAAUCUCGACAGCGCGUUCGCGGACCAUGCGCUGGACUGGUUCAUCGCCUUCUCGUCGAUCGUCGGGACGACCGGCAACAUGGGCCAGGCGGCCUACUCGGCGGCCAACUGUUUCAUGAAGGCGCUGGUGAACAACCGGCGCCGCCGCGGCCUCGCCGGGUCGGUCAUCGAUAUCUCCCGGGUCAUCGGGGUCGGCUACGUGGAACGUGAGACCAAGAGCGAAGGACGACUGACCAAGGAGCAAACGGAGCGGCUCAUGAACCGCACCGGCACCAUCCCCAUGUCCGAGCCGGAUUUGCAUCAGCUGUUCGCAGAGGCGGUGGUUGCCGGCCUACCGGGGACGGCGCCCGGCUCGGAGCUCAUCACGGGCCUGGCGCCCAUUGGGAUGGCGCAGGCGGAAACCGCCUUCUGGGCCGCCAACCCUAAGUUUGGACUCUUGGUGCGCGACCAAACCACCUCCUCAACUGUCUCCACGCUCGGCGAGAAUGGGCGCUCCAUUGCCCAGGUUCCCGUCUGGAUUCAGCUGCAGGAUGCUACCUCGCCGCAGGAGGUGUCGACCCUUAUCCAAGUUGCCUUGGGAAGUAAACUGCGGGCUUCGCUCUUUCUGUCGGCGACUGACCCAUUAUCUCCGGAGACACCUCUGGUCGACCUCGGCAUCGACUCUCUGGUCGCCGUCGAAGUCCGCACCUGGGCCGCCAAGGAGCUGUCGGUGGACUUGCCCGUACUCAAGAUCCUGGGCGGCGCUUCGAUCCUGGACCUGGUGACGGAUAUCCUAGGGAAGCUUCCAGGGGACCUGCUAGCUAACGCUACUGCUACGGUUUCAGACGCUUCGGGUCCGAACUUCCCGGAGCGGGGUGGCCGUGAGUCCCCGCUAGCUGAUUUAUCCCUGUCUGCCUCGUAUGAUCUGGUUUCGAUGCAAAGCCCGCCUACCACUGUGCAAGACUCGGAUUGCUCGGAUCAUGAUGGGCUGAAGAGCUCCGGAUGAGAGAUGCUGACCCGGGGGGAAGGAAGUUUCGAAGUCCAGCCUUGGCUGGCUCUGAGCUUAUCACAUGUACUGUAAUAUAUGAAUCAAUGUUUUCCGUUGCGCUGCUGCACGCUGUAAGCGUCUUUUAUCGUUGAGGUCUAGUGCGUUAAUACAAGUGGUGUUGGAAUAAAACAAUUAUUGACAGUUCUACCCUUUCAGGGCCCAUGUUGUCCACCUGCUUUGCCCGUUUUGAUCCCUUUCCCAAGAUGAAAGGGCAAAGGAGCGGAAUUGCGGGC